CCAGUCUCAGCCAGCGAGCAGCACGACACUCGCCAUCCCACCGAACAGGACGCCCAUGUCCUCCACGGCCGACUACGUCGCAAAGUAUCCGCGGAGAGCAGCUCUCCUCCACGUAGCGGAGAAGUACUGGCUCGACGAUGCCAGGCGUCCGCCUGGCAGCCUCGAUUCGUCUCUCAAAAAGCACACGACUCUCAUCAACAAACUCAAAUCCUCGCUCUUGGUCGGUCCCGCGGAAGCAUUGAUCAAAGAUAUCGACGGCUUGACAUUGGCAAAGUAUCUGGACGAAAUCGUUGCUGCCGUCGUCGAAGGUGCGGCAAAGAAGGGCGACCCAGAAGUUGCCGUGGAUGUAAUCAUCCAUCUUCAUUCACGGCUUACCCCCGACUUUCUUCCUCAACUUCUCCAACCUCUCCUGACGCUUCUAUCCGCGAAUGCAGCUGCCACUGGACCUAUAGGCAAAGAUGGAGAAAAGGACAAGGAGAAGGAGGAUAGAGAGAGGUUAUCAAAGCAGAGGCCUGUUUUGAGGAUCGUAGCAGAGUUGGCAAUGGUGGGUGCUUGGUCUGAAGGAGUCGUCAAAGGCGCCGCAGAGGUUGGUAAAGUGCUCAAGGGAUUGAUGACCGGCGAUCCUCAAUACAGUAAUCUCCCAUUAAUCACCACAUUCCUCAAAUACUUUGGCCGGGCCUACUUGGGCAACAACCCCGUCUUGAACAAAGCAGCUAAUGGUGUAAAGGAAGAGGAGGCGGCGGAGACGCUCCCCGAAAGUGUGACCGAACUCGUUCCUCCCGAAAUUCAAAAGCAAAUGUGGCAGCUAUUCGUCAAUUACUUCAACACUGCUAGCAAAACCUUGGUCAAGGGACAGCUCAAACUUCUCGAGCAGGAUAAACGCAACCAUGAGGCUUACAUCAAAUCUGGCGAAAUUUUCGAAGAUCGUCAACAGGCAUAUGAAAAAAUGACUCGUGCCGUCGAAAGACUCACUACUGGCGUCCAGACACUCGCAGAUCUCCUCAAUCUGACUCCUCCCACCUUGCCAACUGCUGCAUCACUCUCCAAAUCGGGUCUUCAAAUAGUAGAAUCUACUUCCUCAUUCACAGUCCGUGAUGAUGGUCCAAUCGCAGGCGGUAUAUGGGACGAUGAAGAGGAACAAAAAUUUUACGAAGAUUUAAUCGAUCUGAAAGAGGUCGUCCCAGCUUCCUUGCUCGGCAUCAGGGAGAAAUCGAAAGAAGAAGAUCAGGAAGGGGGUGGAUCCCGGGAUAAUAAACGUGAAGAGGAGGAGAAGGAGGAGGAGGCUCACAAGGCAGAAGAAGAAGCUCUCCGCAAACAGCUCGAACAGAUGGAGCUGGCCGAUUCGCAUGCUCAGCCCGAACCCGAACCUGAAUCCGAACUCGAACCUCAACUUCACACUUUGGAACGCACCGCGUCCUCUUCCUCCUUGCUCUCUAUAACCCACGAUGAAGCUCAAGCGGCCGAGGGAGAAGACGAGCAGACUGCACCAGUGACUAUGACGACUGCCAUCGAAGAGGAUGGAUUGCAAUCUGGUCCCGCAGCGAGGUUAUCGGCUCUCUUUGCAGCGUUGCCCGAAUCGAACAAUAGGGAGGUGGUGGAUAAGUUGGCUGUAGAGUUUGCGUUUUUGAAUUCCAAAGCGGCAAGGAAGAGGCUCAUCAAGUUCAUCGGUGAAGUGCCAAAACAAAGGACCGACUUGUUACCGCAUUACUCUAGGCUUAUUGCCACGCUGAAUCCUUACAUGCCGGAUGUUGGCGCAGGUAUUCUUGAUAUCCUGGAUGAAGAAUUGAGAUAUUUGCAAAGGAAGAAACUUGUCCGAGAAUUGGAUAGCACACGUCUCAAGAAUGUCAGGUUCUAUGGCGAAUUGGCCAAAUUCAAGGUUGCUAAACCUUUCAACAUUCUUCAUGUACUCAAAGUCUUUUUGGAUGACUUCAAGUUCAAUAUCGAAAACAUCUCAAACCUGUUGGAGACUUGCGGACGGUUUUUGCUGCGGUACGAAGGAACAGCAGAAGUGGCCAAGCGUAUGGUAGAGUUGAUGAGGAAAAAGCAAGCGAAUAUGCAUCUUGACCAGAGACAUCAGCUUAUGCUGGAAAAUGCCUUUUACAUGUGCAACCCGCCUGAGAGAAUAGUCAGAGAAGUGGUACAGCUCACUCCUAUGCAGAGUUUCAUCCGGCAUCUUCUUGAUGAAGUGUUGAUGAAGCGAACGCACGAUAAGGUGUUAAAACUGCUGAGAAAGUUGCAUUGGGAAGAUCCAGAGGUCUACGGCUUUAUCCUCUCUGCCUUUACAAAUGUUUGGGAGGUCAAGUUUGGUAAUAUUCCUCAACUCGCAGAUCUCGUCUUUGAUCUUCAACGAUGGCAUCCUGAAUUCGGUAUCGCGGUCGUUGACCAGGUCCUGGAAAACAUUCGCAUUGACAUGGAGGAAAACAUCUUCAAGUUCAACCAGAGAAGAAUCGCGACAAUGAAGUACGUAGGAGAGCUGUAUAUGUACAGGGUCAUCAGCGCUUCCGUCAUCUUUGAAAUUCUUUGGUCACUUUUGUCUUUUGGGCAUGUCGAGCCAAUGCCAUUCCCAGGUAGAGAAAGCCCUAUUGACGCCGUAGAUGACUUUUUCCGUGUCCGUCUGGCUUGCACAUUACUCGAUACCUGUGGCGUAUGUUUCCCAAAAGGCUCUCAGGGACGCAAAUUGGAACAGUACCUCAUCAUGCUUCAACUCUAUAUCACAUGCAAAACCGAGCUACCAAUGGAUGUUGACUUUAUGCUGACAGAUACCCUCGACCUUUUGCGGCCAAAAAUGCCCAAGCUAAGAACAUUUGCGCAAGCAGCAGCUGCUGUUGAUGAGUUGAUGGCUACGGUAGGCGACAUGGGCGGAGAAGAUAGUGCAUCAGAGGACGAAGAGGAACGUCAAUCACCUGAAGACAAGCCUGACGAGCCGGAACCUGUCGUCGAAAACGUCCAGUCAGCGGAAGAUGACGAUGAGGAUGUCGUUCUCAUCCGCGACACCUCCAAAAAUGACGAGCUUGAUGCCGAAGAACGAGCUGCAUUUGAUCGAGAGUUUGCAAAAGUAUUGGCAGAUACUACCGAUACCAGGCGAGAACAGAGAAAGGCCGCGCCACCGAUCUUUGACACUGCUGUGCCCAUUGUCAAGAAAAAGAUCGAAGAACCCAAGGCAAAAACUGGUAACGGAAUCGGGGAGGAAGAAGGAAGAAUGCAGUUCAUGUUGAUGUCCAAGAAGGCAGGAAAACAGCAGCUGCGAACGUUGGCCAUUCCUGUGGAUUCCACCAUUGCGUUGAACACUAGGACUCAGCAAGCUCAGAGCAAAGCGGAGCAAGAGCAGCUCAAGAGGUUGGUAUUGCAGAAUGAAAGAAGGUUGGAAAGAUCAGAAAUGGAAGGCAUCGAGACGAGAGGUGUGAAGCUCCGUUUUGCACAUUCAUGAUCACCUCCGCCCGGACCGCAAACCUAACGAGGAAACGGUAUGCCACUAGGCGGCUACCACUGCACCACUCUGGGAGGUUACAACCUGGGAGAUACAACGAAAACGACGAUGACGGUUACGUGGACUGGGGUCUGAGCAGACACGUGAUGACGAUUGGUCGCAAAGCUCACUACGAGUCCAGGCGUGAAUUUGUCCUUCAGUUCUCACAUCCGCGAACCCUCUGUAUCUCUAUAGCAACUUGCAGAAUGAAUCUUUUAUCAUGUCUGUAAAUAAAACGGAACGAAAGGCGAAUGGUAGAAACGGCCUGGACACGAUCAGCCGAUUUGAAGAGUAAGUAUUCUUAACAUAAAAAAAUGAGUUCAACGAAGGCAGCGAGCUCCUGGACAGAAUGUACGGAUACAAACGCUUGCAAAACGCGAAUCUCCUACCCGUGGUAAUGAUAAUGAUAAUGCUUAAUUAGAGAUUUACGAUAACGUAUACAUGCUUGAGGAGCACUGCAACCUA
Messenger RNA from Cryptococcus deneoformans JEC21, 3931 nucleotides. RefSeq lists its product as hypothetical. Gene Ontology annotation, cellular component: exon-exon junction complex; cytoplasm. The transcript has 18 exons. The coding region runs from base 56 to 3427 and encodes 1123 amino acids. Gene Ontology annotation, biological process: nuclear-transcribed mRNA catabolic process, nonsense-mediated decay. Gene Ontology annotation, molecular function: protein binding; RNA binding. NCBI's taxonomy places the organism in Eukaryota, Fungi, Basidiomycota, Tremellomycetes, Tremellales, Cryptococcaceae. The record is from RefSeq and is a predicted model, not a curated record.